Molecule: messenger RNA, 2233 nt
Organism: Exophiala xenobiotica
Lineage: Eukaryota; Fungi; Ascomycota; Eurotiomycetes; Chaetothyriales; Herpotrichiellaceae
Exons: 2
Coding region: 120-1850 (576 amino acids)
Biological process (GO): intracellular manganese ion homeostasis; iron ion transport
Cellular component (GO): membrane
Molecular function (GO): manganese ion transmembrane transporter activity; cadmium ion transmembrane transporter activity
Source: RefSeq, a predicted model, not a curated record
AACGACAUCAAAUCAUCAUCCUAAGAAGUGAGGACAACCCGACUUUCCUUCCUCUCAAGUCUCCCCCUACUCCUCCUCCAGAUCUUCAAGACCAUCCCUCAUACCCAAUCGUCGCCAUCAUGAACCGCCCCUCGCGCAACGACGACACCGAGGACCACCCAGACUGGAACCAGAGCCCACACGCUUUGAGUGCGGACUUGACCACAAGGGCCGACCUCAAUGGCAUCGUCAAUCUGAGGGAACAACGCGAGAACGACUCAAGUCUGGACAACAGCGAGCAAGAGCAAAUCAAUAUACGACCUCUCGACACGCCAGAACCUCCGUCGUCUUCAAACAAAACCCCCAGCUCCGUCAAGGUUGAUUCAAGAACCCAUGAUCAUCAGCACUCGUCUGAUCCAGGUAUCUCGGCUGUUCAACAACCCACUACUACCUUUUCACGAUUCAGGAAAUUACGAAACCCCAAAAGCGUUUGGACCAAGCUCGUCGCCGUUCUCCAAAAGUAUGUCAAAUUCAUCGGGCCUGGCUUCAUGAUUGCGGUCGCCUACAUCGAUCCUGGAAACUAUGCCACUGAUGUCGAAGCCGGCGCGUCGACACGAUACCGCCAUCUGUUCAUCAUCUUACUGUCCAAUCUAUUCGCCAUCUUCUUGCAGUCUCUGUGUAUCAAACUCGGGAGCGUCACCGGCCUAGAUCUGGCCGAAAACUGUCGCAAGCAUCUGCCCAGGUGGCUCAAUCUGAUCUUGUAUCUUCUCGCGGAGUCGGCUAUUAUAGCUACCGAUAUUGCAGAGGUCAUUGGUUCAGCCAUAGCACUGAAUCUACUUCUUCACAUCCCACUGAUUGCAGGGUGCGCCAUUACCCUUGUCGACGUCUUGCUUCUGCUGCUCUUUUACAAGCCUGAUGGCUCCAUGACACGGCUACGUAUCUUUGAAUACUUCGUCAUGAGCCUGGUGUUGGGGGUUAUGGUUUGCUUUUGCAUACAAUUGUCCUAUAUCAGAGACACUUCGGCUGGGGAUGUCUUUAAAGGCUAUUUGCCCUCGGCAGCGGUUGUGCAAGGCAAUGGUAUCUAUCUGUCCUGCGGCAUCAUGGGUGCCACGGUCAUGCCUCAUUCAAUCUUCCUUGGUUCGGGCGUGGUUCAGCCUCGCUUGAAGCAAUUCGAUGAGCGAAAUGGUCACAUUGCCAUGGGCGACACGUCAGAUGACGAGGAAGAAAAGUAUCGUCCAUCUAUCUACGCAAUCCGGGGUUGUCUCAAAUACUCGAUCGUAGAGCUGGCCACUUCGCUCUUCACUUUUGCUCUGUUUGUCAACUCCGCCAUCCUCAUCGUAUCCGGGGCCUCUUUAUAUCCUCAAACAGAAGCCACCAAAGCCGAUCUCUUUGGCAUUCAUGACCUUCUCAGCAAGAACUUGUCAAAGGCUGCUGGAACGAUUUUUGCUCUCGCGCUGCUACUCUCCGGCACUUCUGCUGGAAUAGUAUGCACCAUGGCCGGGCAAAUGGUGUCCGAAGGGAUGCUUCACUGGACGAUCAAGCCUUGGAUGCGAAGGCUGAUCACUCGAUCAAUCAGCAUUAUCCCGAGUAUCAUCAUCGCUGCUGCUGUAGGGAAAGAGGGCCUGAACCAGGCUCUGACCGCCAGCCAAGUUUGCCUCAGCGUCAUUUUGCCCUUUGUGACCGCUCCGCUGGUAUGGUUCACUUGUCGAAGUCAUAUCAUGACGGUACCGGACGAGACUGGUGUUCGCGGCGGAGCGGCCUUCAACAUGCGGAACGGUUGGGUGGUGACGGCACUUGCCGUGAUCAUUUGGCUGGUGCUGGUGGUCAUGAACGUUGCCUUGCUGGUCCUUGUCGGCCUUGGAAAGGCUUGAGUCAAUAUUUGUGCUGUAUUGCUUCCAACACAAGCUUUCUGGGCCAGAAUGACACAGCAGAUGAGAUUUCUAUCCAUCUGACUCGCGCUAAGCAGCUGACGCCGUGCGGGAAUCCUUGAUUUUUGGCGCUAUGGUUGAUGUCAGGUGAACUUGCCUCGACAUGUCGCAGCAGCACAGGCUUGUAUCAUGCUCUCCCUGUGGCUAGGUUGUAUAGGAGUCCUGGUGGCGCAAAGGUGCUUCGGUUUAUUGCAGCAUAUUGGAGGACAUAUUCCGCACAAUAUAUGCCUGAAAACAUAGAUAGCCUCAGAGUAUUCCAUUAGGGCGAGGAGUUUGGAGGAGAAUUGGACGUAUCGACACUCGCGACUAGUUUCUUCCUAGCUUCU